AUUUUUCGAAUACAUUGUUUACCAUGUAUUUCUGACCAUUUAUGGUUGUUUGGAUGUUAACUAGUAGCAGUGAACCAGGUAUCUGCACAUUCUGCAGCAGUGUGUUCAGUGUUGCAGUUAGCUUGAAGCUAACUAACUCUGUCAGGGGAGACAUUCUGAGAGUUUGAACAGGGCCCUGCUAGGAAGAUGGACAGUGAAAUCCAACGAGAUGGGAGAGUCCUGGAUCUCACUGAUGAUGCCUGGAGGGAAGACAAGCUGCCGUAUGAAGAUGUCACCAUCCCUCUGAGUGAAUUGCCUGAGGCUGAGCAGGACAAUGGAGGUUCCACAGAGUCUGUGAAAGAGCAAGAGAUGAAGUGGACAGACCUCGCCCUGCAGAGCCUGCACGAAAACACACCGAGCACUGGCAACUGAAAGUGUAAUGUGGAAUCAGACUAUUGGACAUAAACAUACAUACAUGCAGAUGGACACUUCAUCUUUUUGCAUUUUUACUGAAGUAUAUACAACAAGUUCCAGCUAAGCAGGGAUGAGGCAAAAUGUAUGUUUGCAUUGUUAUUGGGUUUCUAAUCCAUUCUUCAUAAAUAAAUUGUAAUAACAUAAAUGGAAAAGGGUCACAGACAA
This is a messenger RNA of Gymnodraco acuticeps, 618 nucleotides long. RefSeq names its product anaphase promoting complex subunit 13 (gene anapc13). The transcript is spliced from 2 exons. NCBI's taxonomy places the organism in Eukaryota, Metazoa, Chordata, Actinopteri, Perciformes, Bathydraconidae. Gene Ontology annotation, cellular component: anaphase-promoting complex. Bases 187 to 411 code for a protein of 74 amino acids. The record is from RefSeq and is a predicted model, not a curated record. Gene Ontology annotation, biological process: protein K11-linked ubiquitination.